AUGGGAAGUUUCAACAACAGUUGGGGUGAAGGCUUCCUUCUCGUGGGCUUCUCAGAUUGGCCUCAACUAGAACUUAUCCUUUUCAUCUUCAUUUCUAUUUUCUACUCCCUGACUCUCUUUGGCAACACCACCAUCAUCGCUCUCUCCCGAAUGGACCUUCGACUGCGCACGCCCAUGUACUUCUUCCUCUCCCACCUCUCCUUCCUGGACCUCUGCUACACCACCAGCACUGUGCCCCAGCUCCUCAUCAACCUCCAUGGACUCGACAGGACCAUCAGCUAUGGAGGCUGUGUGACCCAGCUCUUCAUUUUCCUUUCUCUGGCAUCCACAGAGUGCGUGCUCCUGAUGGUGAUGGCCUUCGACCGCUAUGCUGCCGUGUGUCGUCCCCUCCACUACACGACCAUCAUGCACCCCGUUCUCUGCCAGACACUGGCUCUUUCUUCCUGGUUGGCAGGUCUUGUGAAUUCUAUGAUUCAGACAGGCCUCAUGAUGACCAUGCCACUCUGUGGCCGUCAGCUGAAUCACUUCUUCUGUGAGAUGCCCAUAUUCCUGAAGCUGGCUUGUGAGGACACAGGAGGAACAGAGGCCAAGAUGUUUGUGGCCCGAGCUGUAAUACUGGUCUUCCCCACAGCAGUAAUUCUAGGCUCCUAUGUCCAUAUUGGCAGGGCUGUGCUGAAGGUCAAGUCAAAGGCUGGACGCAGAAAAGCUUUCGGGACUUGUGGGUCCCACGUUGUGGUGGUUUCCCUUUUUUAUGGCUCUGCCAUCUACACCUACCUCCAACCCAUUCACAAGUAUUCUGAGAGUGAGGGGAAAUUUGUUGCCCUUUUUUAUACUAUAAUUACUCCCAUGCUCAAUCCUCUGAUUUAUACCCUAAGGAAUAAGGAUGUGAAGGGGGCUCUGUGGAAAGUUCUAGGGAGAGACAGAAACUCAGGGUAG
Perognathus longimembris pacificus (Pacific pocket mouse) is the source of this 936-nucleotide messenger RNA. Its product is annotated as olfactory receptor 10-like. Bases 1 to 936 code for a protein of 311 amino acids. The transcript has a single exon. Gene Ontology annotation, cellular component: membrane. Lineage: Eukaryota; Metazoa; Chordata; Mammalia; Rodentia; Heteromyidae. Gene Ontology annotation, molecular function: G protein-coupled receptor activity; olfactory receptor activity. Gene Ontology annotation, biological process: G protein-coupled receptor signaling pathway. The record is from RefSeq and is a predicted model, not a curated record.